GAAAAACCAAAAUGUAUAACAACUGAUCGGUUAUCGAGUAGCCGGCAGUAUAAAACUAAUAAAGCUUCUCAAUAAAAAUUUGAAUUGAUCAAUUAAUUUGGCUGUCUAAAAACGCUAUUGGAAAUCACAGAAUUGUGUCAAUAUGUAUACAAAAAUUCAUUGAAAGAGGGUAUGCCCUGUAUUGGUUACUUUUUAUUACGUGUAAUACUUUGGCUCAGGACCUCAGUAACAAUUUUAUUUUGGAAAGCAGGCAAAUUUUGGAAAAAUGUGGAGUACAAAUUCUCGUAAUUCGAUCGCAAUAGCAAUAUAAAAUGAAAGUGAUUUAAAAAUAGCAAUAUCGCUCAUGACUAAUACAAACGCCGUAGUCAUGUGCUCAAAACGAAACCGUUUUCCUUUUUGUUUUUGUGUUUUUUUUUUUUUAAAUCAAUUGAAGAAUUUCCAUACCUUCCAAGCUGUUGGUAAGCAAGACUUUUUCGAAACACUAUUCUCAUUGUCUUUGAUAGUCCGCAGAGCAGUAUGAACACAUCUAGCACUACACGAUAUAAAAUAUUUGAUGGUUUUCGAAGCGUGUUCGUUGGAUUAAUCAUGCUUUCAAAGUCCAAUAAUAUUUUUUGUUUACAAAUUUGGUGAUUCAUCGUAUUUAUUAUGUACAUAUGUAUGUAUAUUCUAGCGCCAAACCGUCACUCAAGCAAAAACUUAAUUAAUUUCAAUACACUCAUACACAUACACAUAUAUGGAGAGAACUGGGGUUCAAUUCAGCGUCGCUGAAGCGUCGGAGCAUAUGACGUUUUUUGACAUUUUUAUCAUUUACAAACCGCUAUAGAACUUGAUAUAAAAUGCCGAUUCUGCACAUCCCAAUAAUCAGUUGAAAUCAAUAGUUUAUGAGCCAAGCUUCGAAUAUGAGGACUAACCUUGGAUAUUUUGUUGUGAUUUGUGUUUUGGGGUGCUAUGCCAGUGCCGAGGAUAAAAGUGUGGAUUGCACUAAGCCGCCACCUUUCGUACCACUGCACAUGUGCUGCCACGUGCCUGACCUUAGUACCAUAGCGCUGAAGGAACAAUGUGCUGAAUUUGCCAAACCGCCGACACCACCACCGAUGGGACGUGGCGGUCCAGCAAAGGUUGAUCAGUCACAUCCAACGCAUAUGCAUGAACUACAUCUACAUCCCUGCCUGAUCGAGUGCAUUUUCAAUAAAACCGAAGUGUUUGGCGAGAAUGGUGAACCCGAUGUUGACAAAUUUAGCACGUUGGUCGACACAACCGUUAAGGAUAAUAAGGAAUUGGCCACCAGUAUGAAAGAAUCAUUCGGGACUUGCGCUAAGAAAAUGAUCGUUUUGAAAGCGAAUAUUGCCGAAGAGAAGAGUAAAAAUCCGGAAUAUGCCGAAAAGAUGGCUAAACAAAACAUGCAAAUGGGAUGUUCGCCCUUCGGUGCCAUUCUAAUGGAUUGUGUUAAUAUGGAGACAUUCAAAAAUUGUCCCGUUUCUGCUUGGAAUGAUAGUACGGAAUGUAAUGCGGUGCGUGACUUUAUCAAGGAGUGUGAGCAUGUUUAAAUUAACGAAGUUCUUUGAUUAAGAAUUAUUGUCGGAGAGUUUUGGAGAAAGGCGAUAGCAAAUUAUUGCAAUAUUAUUAACAGAAAUUUAAUUUAUUAACCGUAUAUAUGAAAUAAAAUCGUUAU
Molecule: messenger RNA, 1672 nt
Organism: Zeugodacus cucurbitae (melon fly)
Lineage: Eukaryota; Metazoa; Arthropoda; Insecta; Diptera; Tephritidae
Exons: 5
Coding region: 882-1547 (221 amino acids)
Molecular function (GO): odorant binding
Source: RefSeq, a predicted model, not a curated record